Molecule: messenger RNA, 157 nt
Organism: Acaulospora morrowiae
Lineage: Eukaryota; Fungi; Glomeromycota; Glomeromycetes; Diversisporales; Acaulosporaceae
Source: the annotation of a GenBank genome assembly
AUGACUUGUGUUGAGGAAUUCUUUGCACAAAAUCAAUUGUCAUUGUUGGAUUCCACCGACGAUGACCUCAGCAGCACCUUGGACGUUGAGCUUUCAACUGAUGACUGGCAGUGGGAAGAAAUGCUUCGUUUGACCAAUGCAUUUUCGAAUUGGACCA